Scomber scombrus (Atlantic mackerel) is the source of this 1560-nucleotide messenger RNA. RefSeq names its product cilia- and flagella-associated protein 100-like. The record is from RefSeq and is a predicted model, not a curated record. The coding region runs from base 1 to 1560 and encodes 519 amino acids. The transcript has 13 exons. NCBI's taxonomy places the organism in Eukaryota, Metazoa, Chordata, Actinopteri, Scombriformes, Scombridae.
AUGGCGGGACAACCGGGAGAAGAAGAGGAGAAAAAGGAUAUGACCCUAACCUUAGUCCUAACCCAACAAAUGCAGAAUGAGAGAGCUCCCAAAAAAAAGAAGCAGAUUGGUAGCCUGAUGUUGGCCAAGAUGAUAGCAGAAAAUAAGAGGAGAAAGAAAAAAAGUAAAGCAAUCGCCACUGAACGGCAGAUGAUACAUCUGGAGGUAUCUCUGAUUAUAAAGAGGUCACAGAUUGUAGCGCUGAACAAAGAGAAUGCAGCAAAAGCGCAACAUGUCAAAGUGUACGAACAGCUCAUUGAGAAGGAGAACCACUGCUUUGAUGAGUUCCUCGGGAGGAGUAGGAAGAAAUCUGUGGAGGCAAAAACACGUUUUGAAGAAGAGUGCAGGCGCAAACAGGAGAUGAAUGCUGCCAUUGAGAAGUUAAAUGAUGAAAUAUGGGUAGUAAGAAGUGAAUGCACCAGGACUGAUGACACUCUGAAUAAAUAUGAGAGGUACAAGAACAUUCUGUUCAAGCUGUCUCCUGAGGAGUGGCAGGAGGAAGAAGCCCUGUCUGACGCUGCCAAUGAGCAGAACACGGAGCCACAGUCAGCAGGUGGGCAGGGUUUGGAGUUUGAAGAGUCCAGUCCAGGUUCCACCAGAGACCCCCAGCUGUCCUCAGCACAAAGCCACACAAUUCUUUUGACACAUAGCCGUGUUCAGGGCGAGACCCUCAUUACCCAUGAGAAAUUUGGGGCAUAUUGGACAAUGUAUGUUGGACUUCCUGUUUUAUGGCGAAACAUCGAAAUUUGCCGCAUCGCCACACCCAUAAGGGUCACAAACUCUAAACCAGAUGACAACAAUUCAGGACAUGAGAAGAAGCUGCACCUGUUCUUCUCUGAUACGCAGCAGCUUCUAGAUCUUGUGAUGGAUCUGACAGACCAGAACCUGUCCCUGAUUCAGAACUCCACCAGAGGGGACGAGACACGGGAGGAGCUCCUGCAGACCAUCGAGACCACCAGGGUGAAUAUGAAAGAGGAUGAAGAGAAGCUAACUUUACAGAUCACUGAUAUGAGGGAGAGAAUUGACUCUGAGAAGGAGAGAUCUACCAAGCUGGAACAGAAGGUUCAGCUCCAUGUCUCAUUAAAAGCUGAGGACAAGGAUGUUAUGUUGGAUGAUCUGGGUGAGAAAGUGACAGAAGUGCAUUGUCGCGUUUUGGAUAGCCGGAUGAGCAGCCUCAGCACGUUGGAGAAGCUGUCCAGCAUUGAGUACCGUAUGUCUGUACUGCUGCAGAACAUUGAGAGCAUCCCUGAAGAAAACUUGGAGGCUUUCAGGCAGCUCAAGGACAGUGAGAGGAGGACCAGGCAGCAAGAAGAAAAGCUGAGGUUGGAGAGGGAGAAACAGAGGGAACGGAUGAAGAAGUGCAUGCAAAGAUCCAUGGGUGACGCCAAGAAAAUAAGAGGAAGAAAGCUCCUGCCCAGAUGCAUCCCCGUUGAGCACAAGAUCAAAGUCAGCGUUGAGGACAACGUCCCUGCCGAGGACGAGCUCCACGCUUACCUCUUCACCACUGACUACACACUGUAA